AUGCCCUCAAUCGAUGCUGACACGCCACUUCCCUCAACUGAGGGUAUCACGGAAACUAACUCCAGUCCCGCUUCUCACAGGCACCGCACUCCUUCCGUCUCUCUUACCCCUCCUGGCGGGACUAGGGAAGGGACUCAUGGACUCACAUCUGCCAUCCACAACAUUCGUCUCUCCGACACAAAUGAACCAAGACGCUCCAGAAAUGGCACCCCCCGACGAAGGCGUUCAAGCACCGGGGCUGCUCAGCAGCAUGACGUUGCCGACGAAGAACUCCCUGAUGAUGCAUUCCACUCCCCCGAGUUCCAAGGAGCUUUCCGAGAUGCCAAGCAGCUAAUGUCCAACAUUCAGUCUGUGCUGGGAAGCUCAAAUGUCCAUGAAGGGUCCGAGUCAACCAUGCGCAAACUCCACGAAGAGGCUGGCAAGCUCGCUGCCUUUGAGUACCCAGCAACUCGUACCGUUGGAUUCGUAGGCGACUCUGGUGUUGAGUACCAUUAUCACAACCGUGACACGCUUGACAUUCGAGUCAAUCUGUUCUCGAUGGAGGAACUUCAAGAUCAACUCCGUAGACUCCUUCAGGUUUAUCGCACAUUUGAACUUCAUCAGGAUGAGAUUACUGAUGCCGCUGAACGUCAAGACAUGGAGGCAAAUGCCAAAGUGGCCAAGGAUACGUUCCAAGCCAUGUUUCGGAGUCGACUAACUGAUGAGGCAUUCUUGAUUCGUGAAACUUAUGAGGAUGUCCUCGAUCGACUUACUCGUUGGGCAGCUGAUGCAAGGCCUUCACCCUCGAUGACUCUUCAUACAGGCCUCUCGCCGCAAGCUUGUUCCAACAAAUUGAUGGAGCUCUCUUCCGAGCCGGCAACAAGAGAUUCUCCAGCGACGUGGCCCUACAUCCGAAGCAUCAACCGAGGCUUGAUCCUCGUGGAUCUACCCGGCCUUCGCGAUCUCAACUCUGCUCGAAGGAUCAUCACCGAACGUUAUCUCCUGGAGUGCAACGAGAUCUUUGCAAUCUGCAACAUUGGGCGUGCGGCUACUGACGAGGGUGUUCAUCAAGUUUUUGACCUGGCGGACCGUGCUCAUCUGUCGAAUGUCGGCAUUGUUUGUACUCGUUCUGAUGAUAUCGACCCUGAGGAGUCAAUCCGAGAUUGGCCAGGCACAAGGGCAAGGCGUAUUGAGCAGCUGCUGGAGUAUAUGGAAGCGGCUACCAAGGAAAUCGACGAACUACAGGUAGAUAUUGAUGACUAUGAAGCGAGUGAUCUAUCCGAACAAGAAAGACAGGAACUUGCGGAAUGCCGGGAAGAUCAACGACAAGCAAGCACCCGCAAACAAAACUACGAGUUUGAACUCAAACAAUACCUGAUCACAAACCGCAAUCGGAUCAUCACCAACUCACUCAACACCACCUACGCCGACCGUGUGACACGAGUCUUUUGCGUUAGCAACACAAUCUACUGGCAAAACAGAACUGCCAAAAAGUCAGAGGCCAAACGACAUCUCGACCUCAGUGGCAUCUUGCAGGUCCGAAAACACUGCAUCUCGAUUGUCGCAAACAGUCAACGACGCAUCGCCACACAAUACAUGAAAGACCAGAUCCCUGCGUUGCUUGCUGACAUUGAGCUCUGGGUGCAAUCUGGUGCUCGUACUGCCAGCGAGGAACGUCGCGAGGCACUCUGCCAAACUCUCGACAGUGUUGAGCGUCGUCUGAGGAAGGACUUUGCAUCGCGCGCUUUUAGUCGUCUAGCAAGAGGAUACAAUGAAGACUUUACAGAAUACAUUUGGAACAUCGGAUCACGGAACUGGAAUGAGGAGGCUAUGGAUGAUAUGGUUACUGAUCUUGAAGGGCCCUGGGAGGGGAUGUGUGGCGCUAUACAGGAACGACAGUCGAGUAUGCUUGAGAAUGCGGACGAAUUCGCAGACAUGGCUAUUGAGAGACUUGAGGAGCAUAAUUCCAUCGAUUCUUUGACUCGAGCUCUUGAAAAUCGGCAGAGUAUGUUCCUGGCUGCCAUCGAAAACGUCAAUGAUGACUUUGAGAACAACCUCCGGAUCCUCCGCAUCGAGUCACUUUCCGUCCUUAGAAGUUCACUCUGGGGGAAAUCCAUGGAACCAUUCUACAACAAAUGCAACGCCGAAUCCGGCCGGGGAAGUGAUGCUCGUCGAAAGGCAAUCAUUAGAGGGGCUUUGAGCGACGAAGAUUUGUUCACCAAACUCAUGCAAACCCUCAAAGAUAGUUUCCGAGCCAUUUCAGAGGCUACUGAGGUAAAGAUACAGGAAGCGACCGUGGAGUAUUUGCGCGUUAUUGAGCAACGGUUUGAUCUUGUGCGGAGCGAGAACGUCGCUCGGGAAAGCGAGCAGGAUCCAGACUUUCGACUUCGGGUCGAGCAAGUUGCGCGAGCUGGAAGGGAGACUAUGCAGAGGGUUCACCAAGUUAUCUGA
Molecule: messenger RNA, 2430 nt
Organism: Fusarium subglutinans
Lineage: Eukaryota; Fungi; Ascomycota; Sordariomycetes; Hypocreales; Nectriaceae
Exons: 12
Coding region: 1-2430 (809 amino acids)
Source: RefSeq, a predicted model, not a curated record